UUUGACCAAAGAGUAUCUAUGCAUUAAUUAUGGCUUAUAUAUACAUGUAUGCAAACCGCGGUAAUGUUUGAAUUUUACGUCUUUUGUAUUGAUUUUUCUCACGGGAAGUGGCCAUCCUGUCAAACAAGAGGAAAGGAAUAAGACAGGAAAAAACAUACCAAAAACAAUCGAGAACGCUCUUUGAAAACUUUAAACGGAAUGAAAGCGACAGUUAGAUAGAUUACGAAAGUGUCAAUACAUUUUUCGUUUACUAUGCCACCACUCUGCCAAAUUCAAUUUAAGUCCGAUAAAAAGAGAGAUUAAACACGAUAUUCAUUGAUAAACGUUUCUAUUUGAUGAAUCGAACUAUUCAGAAGGGAAUCUGUUAUUUCUUAAAGAUAAAGAUUGAACAAUAUCGUCACUCUCCCGAGUAACUCGACCAUUCUUCUUAUAAAUGACCAAUAAAUCUGUUCCAUGGUUUGUAUAAUGCCUAACCUCUCCACAGAAUACCCCAAUGUUUACUUAUCAAAACGAGAAAGUCCUUAUCUUCUAUCCGUAAUUACGCCUCAAAUCAAAGAAAUAUAUGUAUCAGAAAGCUUGUUUUUCUGUGGAGUUCUAGUCUGUUUAUGCUAGAAGCAAAAAUUUCUUCAUAUUAUGGAUAACUCGAUAGAAGAGGAUCGUCUGCUGACGUCCACUCCGAUUCAGAGUCUGGAUGUACCACAUCUUCUGGAUCCGGGUGAGAAUCUUUCGGAUAGCAAAAGCGAUGAUCGGGACACCCCGGAUUUUGUCGUCAGACUUGGUACUUCCUUGGCCAGGUCAGAAGCAGAGUCACAGUACAAACUUCUGCUAAAAGAAUUCUCACUUAGACCUUUGGAAUCACAAAAGAUUCCCAAACAACAAUCAUCCAUUAACUCAGGUACAACCAGUAUCCGGAGCUCCGGCCGUGUUUCACCGGUUCGACGUCGGAGCUCCGUAAUUUCCAUCGGUAACGACCUUCGCCGGAGUUCUGUGACGUCAGUGACUGGGGAGCAGCAUCUCCGGAUGUUGAGUCGAGGACUUGGUCGUCUGCAGAGGAGGAGGAGAAUGUCUACCAAAGGUCUACUGUUCCCUCCCCUGCCCUCACCCCAGGAGGACCUCUCUCCGCGGGAACCGGCCAUUGUCAAGUUCAGAAGAAUCGCCAGGAGUGUUCUAAUUGUAUCCGGGAUUUGGAUUUGGUUAAAGAGAUACACUCUAAAACCCAACACCAGUGAAUGGUCAUUCAUGGAGAUGUACAUACAUUUACGGGAUGAUAUGAACCAAGUCCUAGCCUUCAAUCCCAACACGUACGGCAAAUUUGAACCACUAAGAGACAAGUUGAAAGAACUACUCUCCAUACCCAAAGAACGAAGAACUCUGCAGAACAUUCAAGUGAUAAUGGCUCUGAUGAGGGACAACGCCUCCUUUCAGGACUACCCCGUACACACACAGAUACAACUAGCCCGCUGUAUGCAGUACCAAAGUUACGAGGCACGCCGAGUGAUUUUGAAGCAGGGCCACCCUCCGUCCAUGUUUUACAUCAUGUUGACAGGCACAGCCAUAGUGAACAUCCUUGACGAAGACCCGCGAACGGGAAACAAAUUCGUCCGAACAGUUCACGAACUUAACGGUGGGGACACGUUUGGGGAGAUUUCUUUGAUACACGGGGGACUCCGCACAGCCUCCAUCAUUUGUAAAACAACGUGUGAGUUUCUAGUCGUUUUGAAAGAGGAUUUCGAUGUCAUAAUCAAGGAGCCACUGCGAAAACAAAAAGAACAAAACGUAGAAUUCUGCAAAUCACUGAUGUUGUUCAAAGAUUUCCCUUGCGAAAAAGCUUUCCAGCACAACACAACCCAGUUUUUCUACCAAUAUUUCAAACCUGAUGAUGUCAUUGUCAGAGACAGUCUGGAAAGUAAAUACAUCAUUGUCAUUAAAGCGGGUAAAUGUAAAAUUGUGAGCGAAUUCCAAAGUCGAAAAUCAGAGACACGGCCAGACAGGAUCAGAAAGAUGUUUGAUCCCGAGGUGGAAGAGGCCUUUCCCUUGUAUACAACUAUGAAGAAGAUACAAGCAAUGGACUCUUGUUCAAGAACAGAUAACAAACCCAGUUCCAGAGACAAAUUUCGGAUUGGGUUAUUGACGGGUACGAUAGAUAGAGACAAGCUGGUGAGCAGCGUAUCAACCCGCGUGUCGAAUUCAGAAAGUACCACAGAGAAACUGGCAACCACAGUUGAUGAUGAGAUAAGUCAAAUGACACUCAGAAGACAUUCUGCUGAUCCACAUAGAAAAUCCCAAAAGUCGGAUCGUAGAACGAUGUCCUCCAAACCACGGCUCAUGGAAGAAAUCCUGGAUUGCGAGGAGGACUAUGUGCCACGCAGUAGAUGUUCCGAGCCCUUCAUCACGGCCUACGCCCAGAUUUCAGAAUUAAAGACGGGACAAGUAUUUGGUUUGGAGUCUCUGAUCUCUACCCCGUCUACACAACUGAGUCUGGUCAGCGAGGGGGCGGAGUGUAUCCUCAUUUCUAAGCGGCUCUUUCUGAGGGAGGCUAAUGUUAAAGUCCUAAGGAUUGUCACAGACUUG
This is a messenger RNA of Saccostrea cuccullata (small rock oyster), 2571 nucleotides long. RefSeq lists its product as uncharacterized. Lineage: Eukaryota; Metazoa; Mollusca; Bivalvia; Ostreida; Ostreidae. The annotation marks the transcript as partial. The transcript is spliced from 16 exons. The record is from RefSeq and is a predicted model, not a curated record.